This is a messenger RNA of Mobula hypostoma (lesser devil ray), 884 nucleotides long. RefSeq lists its product as uncharacterized. Gene Ontology annotation, molecular function: adenine phosphoribosyltransferase activity. Bases 258 to 878 code for a protein of 206 amino acids. Lineage: Eukaryota; Metazoa; Chordata; Chondrichthyes; Myliobatiformes; Myliobatidae. The record is from RefSeq and is a predicted model, not a curated record. The transcript has 6 exons.
UGCAAGCAUUAUCGCAGCAGCUCCAAAGCACGGGAGUCAAACCAACCAAGUAAUAGAUCCAUUAUUUCUUUAAUCAAAAUUGGAGUCAAGACUUUUCCUGCCCUCAGUUUUAGCAUUCAAGUGUAGUUAAUAUUAAAAUUGCAGAAAUGGAUUUCACUGAACGGAAAUGAUAUUUUCCAAGAAUUUGAAGAGGAAUCAAGACAGAAGGUUGAAACACGAGGAGCAGCUCCCAAGGAGGAGAAGGAGGAAGGACUGGCAUGAACGUAUUGACUACCCCAGCAGAGCGUGCCAAAGGAUGGUACUUAGCUUUAAUGGCACCCAACAUCAAGGGCCCAUCAUAUGCCUGGCUUGAUCCUUCCAGACUCUAUUGUAACCAACAGGCCUUUAAGGACUGCGUUGAAGACUUGAUCCAACCAUUCCAAAAUGACACAAUAGACCUCGUAGCUGGAAUAGAUGCCAUGGGUUUUGUCUUAGGAGCAGCCAUAGCAAACCGCCUUGGAAAAGGAUUCUUAACAGUCCGGAAAGAAGGUCACCUCUGUGUGGAAACUAAAAGGAUGGCCUACUCUGACUAUACAGGUCGACAGAAAGUGAUGGAGAUGCGCAGUGACGUCGUAAGAGCAGGUUUGCGAAUCCUGUUGGUGGACCAGUGGGUUGAGACCGGAGGGACGAUGGAGGCUGCAAUAACACUCAUUGAACAGGAAGGUGGAAUUAUAGCAGGUAUUGCUGCAAUUUGCAUUGAAGACACGGAGGGAGGAAGAAAAAUUAAAGAGAAAUACAAAUAUUCAACUUGCGUCCCUGAGCUCCUGCAGCCGCAAUUUAACAGUAAAUACCUAGAGAGCUUUAAAGCCUUUGAAACUAAAUGUAAUAAAAAAAAGUGAAGCAUA